Syzygium oleosum is the source of this 1267-nucleotide messenger RNA. Its product is annotated as probable WRKY transcription factor 70. The transcript is spliced from 3 exons. NCBI's taxonomy places the organism in Eukaryota, Viridiplantae, Streptophyta, Magnoliopsida, Myrtales, Myrtaceae. The record is from RefSeq and is a predicted model, not a curated record. Gene Ontology annotation, biological process: regulation of DNA-templated transcription. Bases 99 to 968 code for a protein of 289 amino acids. Gene Ontology annotation, molecular function: sequence-specific DNA binding; DNA-binding transcription factor activity.
GAUCCAUCUUUCUCUCUCUCUCUCUCGCUAUCUACCACUGACCAUCAUCAUCUGUAAGCAAAGACGCCCGAGUAAUUAAUACCCCACAAAAGAAAAGAAUGGAACCCUCGUCGUCCUGCCAUCGGAAAAUGGAGGCCAUGAAAGAGCUGGUCCGAGGCCAAGAUCUGGCCAAGCAGCUACAGGAGCUCAUGUCCCGCGGCGGGUCGCCUUCGGUCGAGGACGCCGCCGACCAGCUCAUCACUUCCUUCACCAACGCUCUCUCCAUGCUGAGCAGCUCCGAAUCCGACGACUGCUCGCAAGUCUCGGACGGUCACAACAACAACCACGCCGCCACCAGGUCCGAAGGUUCCUCCGGGGAGAGUAGCAAGCGCAAGGACGGCAGAGGACGCUACAAGAGAAGGAGGGGUUCGGAUACAUGGUCAAGAAUCAGCGCUACACUCAUCGAUGAUGGUCAUGCUUGGAGAAAGUACGGCCAAAAGUUGAUCCUUAACUCCGAUUUCCCCAGGAGCUAUUAUAGGUGCACUCACAAAGUGGAACAGAAGUGCCAAGCGACCAAGCAAGUCCAGAUGAUAUCCAUGGACCCUCCCAUGUAUCGGAGCACGUACUAUGGCCACCACACGUGCAAGAACCUGCUAAACUCCCCUCAGAUCAUCGGCGAUCCUGAGGAUGAGGACGCCAAGAACCUCGUCAGCUUCGGCAGCAACGCCGCGAGCUCGCAGAACAACCCCUUCUUCUCCUCGUUGGGCUUCGGGUCGAUCAAGGAGGAACACAAGCAAGAGAUGGUGCCGGAGGGCGAUCACACCCUAUUCUACACCCAACCGCCGCCUAGUGAUUGUAAUUUUCCCAUGGAAUACUGGCCGAGAGAGCUGGAUCAGCUUGAGGAUUUCAUGCCCUAUGCAUCUUAUCGAUAUAUAGGGUCAUCGCCUCGAACCAGUGUUGGUACUCCUGAGGUCCAUCUGCACUAUUGAAACUGGUGGGCCUCAUCAAUUUUUACUGAUCAGACGAAUGUGUGCCCUGAUCUUUGUGAUGUUUUCUACUCAAGAUGGAGGUCGAUGGUCACUGAGAUUCUCCAAUGUUGUAAAAUCUAGCCUACUAAUUCGGAAGAGAUCAAUAGUUAGUCCCUUUCAGUAUACAUUAACGGGAGAAUCCUUUGUGUCUUCUCACAUUGAUCAGCUCAGUGGGAGCUGACAGAUGGUCUCCUAUUAGUUUGGUCAUGGCUUGUGGCUUCAUGUCCUUUGAUUGGUAAUACUUCAAGUUUUGGAAUUUU